Molecule: messenger RNA, 1101 nt
Organism: Cordyceps fumosorosea ARSEF 2679
Lineage: Eukaryota; Fungi; Ascomycota; Sordariomycetes; Hypocreales; Cordycipitaceae
Product: Sodium/calcium exchanger membrane region
Exons: 2
Coding region: 1-1101 (366 amino acids)
Biological process (GO): calcium ion transmembrane transport; intracellular calcium ion homeostasis
Cellular component (GO): membrane
Molecular function (GO): calcium, potassium:sodium antiporter activity; calcium channel activity
Source: RefSeq, a predicted model, not a curated record
AUGCCCGUGGCUGAAGCAGGGGCACUUGCCUUCAACCUUGGCGCCUUCAUCUCCACGCUCUUCUUACUCGAGUUUGGGGCCGACAAGUUUAUCGCGCACACGUCCAUUCUUGCGCGGCGUAUUAACAUCUCAGAGGUUGUUGUUGGGCUGCUUACCGCGGGCGCAGAAUGGGAAGAGCUGGCCGUCGUUGUGGGAGCCCUUUCCCAAGGCCGAUCGUCCUUGGCGCUGGGCAAUGUCGUUGGUUCAUCCAUAUCCAACAUCCUGGGCGCCUUUUCUCUCGGGCUUUUGUGGUAUAGCGGAGAUGAGGUCGCCGAGUUCGAUAGAAGCGCCCGGAUUUACUCGCUGUUGCUCCUCGUCCUGACCACCGCCGUAGCGCCAGUCAUCUACUACUCGACCAAGAUUACCUGGCUUGUCGGCGGCGGUGUUCUCAUCGCUGCUUUUGUGCUCUAUUUCCUGCUCGUGGCAGUGGCCAUCGGGCGAGGAGUCCUCACGGCGCCGGAAGAUUCGGAUUCGGAUUCGGAUUCCGAUGGCGACGACGGUGAGGGCAACGGUGAAGGCGACGGCGAUGAAGCCAAUUCCGUGUCAAGCAGGACUGCGCUGCUCAGAGGAAACGACACGCCCAGGCGCCGACGCCGACAUGGCCUUGGCUACCAUGGGCUCUACCUCUCAUUCGGGUUCCUCGCAAUCAGCCUUGCAGGCUAUGUCCUGUCUCAAGCAGCAACGAAUAUAACUGAAGAGUUAGGCAUGUCGGAUGUUCUCUUUAGCGUGGUGAUCCUUGCCAUAGCCACCACUCUGCCGGAGAAGCUCAUUGCCCUCAAAAGCGGCUCCCAACGGCAUGCUGGUAUUCUAGUAGCAAACUGUGCCGGUAGCAACAUUUUUCUCUUGUCGCUCUGCUGCGGUAUCAUCAUGGUCGGCACAGGAGGCACCUUGGACAGCGGAACCGUGACGGCCACAGAGCUGAUAGCUCUAUGGCUCUCAACGGUAGCAUUCACAGUUACUGUCUGGUUUGGCGCCAGAUAUGCUCGCUGGAUUGGUGGUGCUAUGCUUGCUAGCUACGUCGUUUUUAUUGUCCUUGAGUUCACUUUUAUACACUCGGUUUAG